AUGACAACAGCAGCAACACCGGCAACAGCAGCAACAAUCAUCCCAGAGAAACUGAGGAAGAACAGGCCGAACUUUAUCUUCUUGGACCUGAACAUUGAUGAAGACUUUGAUUCCAAGACCUUUCUUGAUGUCAUCUUUUCCUUCCGACACAACUACACACUGCGAUACCUUAACUUGGUGAGAAGUGAGAAAAGGGAAGGAGAUGACCGAAGAUCAACAAAGGAGAUCCGACGAUUGUUGACCGAAGUUCUGAAGCUGCCCAGAUUAGAAACUCUGGACUUUGAGGGCUUCGAGAAAGAAGAAUUGAAGCAAUUCGACGAUCUCUUCCGCAGACGAAGGACCAACAACAAGCAAUGA
Molecule: messenger RNA, 357 nt
Organism: Seminavis robusta
Lineage: Eukaryota; Bacillariophyta; Bacillariophyceae; Naviculales; Naviculaceae
Source: the annotation of a GenBank genome assembly